This is a messenger RNA of Aspergillus tanneri, 1650 nucleotides long. RefSeq names its product arrestin family protein. Gene Ontology annotation, biological process: ubiquitin-dependent endocytosis. Gene Ontology annotation, molecular function: ubiquitin protein ligase binding; protein-macromolecule adaptor activity. The record is from RefSeq and is a predicted model, not a curated record. The coding region runs from base 1 to 1650 and encodes 549 amino acids. NCBI's taxonomy places the organism in Eukaryota, Fungi, Ascomycota, Eurotiomycetes, Eurotiales, Aspergillaceae. The transcript has 5 exons. Gene Ontology annotation, cellular component: cytoplasm; cytosol; plasma membrane.
AUGACACUCAACCUUCUGUUGGGCACUGGCAGCGCUGCCAGCGUCAAGUAUUUUGACAUCCGACUGGACAGAGAUCACAUCGUAUUCCGGGGAAGAGCGGAAGAGGCCUCCAAUGCUUACUUGAGUGGAACAGUUGUUCUGUGCUUGUCGGAGCCCCUCCCGAUCAAGUCUCUCAGGCUCCAUUUUACUGGCACGUCUCAGGUCUGUUGCUAUCUAAACCCGACCUACAACGAGUUUGGAUCAAGCCCAAAGAGGAACAGAUUAUUCUACAAGAAGACAUGGGAUUUUAAGGAUACUGGAAAUACUGAGCUAAUUCAGCCGGGAAACUAUGAAUUCCCUUUUCAUCUUAUUCUUCCGAGUACCCUGCCAGAAAGUGUCGAUGGCCCGGCAGAAAGUUGGGUUAAAUAUCAAUUUAAGGCGGAGAUAGGAAGGAGGCUACUACGGGAUAUUGUGGUAUCGAAGCCAUUGCGCAUCAUUCGAUCCCCUGGGGCCUGUACCUCCGACCUUGGUCCUACGAGGAUGGUGGAAGAUUUAUGGCCGAAUAAGAUUGGUUAUUCAAUCAGUGUAAUGAACGCAGUGGCAGCCUUCGGAACUGCAUUUCAACUAAAAUUCAAGCUAAUCCCACUCUCCACAAGUCUCAGGAUUAGCCAAAUUAAUACAGAACUUAUAGAAAACUACUGCCUAACUCUCAACCCUGAAGAUAUUGAACGACUGCACUUUACUAGACACCAUACAAAGGUUAUUUCAAUCGAUACCUACAAGAUGGGCUCCAAUAAGUGCCACGGAAAUAUCGAUGAGGAAACAGAAGGAUUCUGCGUCUCUCGCCAUUUACAGAUACCCCAAAACUUGGCUCAGUGUUUGCAAAAUGUGAAUCAGCAGGGCAUAAAAAUUACUCACAAACUGAUGUUUACGAUUCAGCUACAAAAUGUUGAUGGCCAUAUCAGUGAGGUGAAGGCUGCGCUUCCUGUAACGAUCUUUAUAUCUGCCAGUUCCACGAUCGAUGAAAACAAAAACGUGACGUACUGGACACCACGAGGUGGUCAGGAAACAGGCUACAGCUUGGAUGAGCAACCCCCACCAGCUUACGCAGAUCACAUCUUUGAUCUAGUGUAUUGCGAACGAGACACAUACAGCUGCGGCCCUUCGGGUGUGCGACGAUUGAACCACAUAGGCAAUGACGUGAUACAUGGAAAUGUCGAUAAUAGCCACGAAUCAUCCCAUUUACCUUUCCCUGCGAACAGCAGCUGCCAACAACAUCAACGACGGCACUAUGAAGACGCACUUUCAACCCGAUCAAAUUCAUCCACCUCAGGCUUGUCCAAUUCCGAAUGUAUGGAACCUGUUCGAACUAAUGGAAGGAGUGAUGUUAACUUUACUUUACCAGGCAUACCUGCAUCCCCCCAGCCCUAUGAAGUCGAAAGCCUGAGUCGUGUGCCUUCUUACUCAACUGCGAUUCGUAGACUCUCCAAUCCUUAUGAUGCAGCCUUGCCGGGAUACUAUGAUACCGCUGCCAGGGACUAUGUUUUGCCAGAGCCGCCACAAGCUUCCAGUCGCGCUUAUAUUGCCUGCACUUCCCGCGCUUUCAGUACCCAUACAAACUGCUACACCGCAGCAACACUGCUUCCUUCUCUUCCGCCCCAGAAUGUUUAG